AUGGGUGAGAAAGAGGCUUCGUGUAGGGGUUCUCCAUCGCCUUCUCCCCUCGCCGGCAGACGGCUCCGACCGCCGCCUCUGCCAGUCGUGUCGAUGCCACCCUUGCGAGGACGCCGACCGUCACUCCCCCUCUUCUCGUCGCCGCACACUUCUACCGCCCCCCCCCCCGCCUUCGGUCUGCUUGACGUCGUCGCCGCCUCUUCCGGCGUGUUGCAGCUGCCCCCAAGUGCUGCAACCGCCCCCACGCGCCACAGUCGGCAGGCUCCGCUGCCAGUGCGCGUCACCGUCCCUAGCAGACACCGACGCCGCCUCCAGCAUCCACCAGCACCUCUCGCCACUGCCACUUCCACCAUUGGCCGACCCACGGCCUCCAUGAUUUGUGCCGUUACCAUGUCUCGGCCUACGGGCCGCUUCCAGAUCCAUGUUGCAUCGGAUUCCAUGUCGUCGCUCUCAGAUCCCGGCUCCUCAGCUGGCUCACACACAUCUACCCGUCAGGGCCACGACGACUCGAUCAGUACCGCGAUCAGCUCACUAACCCAUCUGAGGGUGCCCCCCCCUCCCGGGGCCAGGGACCCGCCUCGAGCAUCGGGUACCAAAGACGGGGGCAACCUGAUCGCUGGAUAUAGGUACAGUUGA
Messenger RNA from Zingiber officinale, 636 nucleotides. Its product is annotated as proline-rich receptor-like protein kinase PERK9. The transcript has 3 exons. Lineage: Eukaryota; Viridiplantae; Streptophyta; Magnoliopsida; Zingiberales; Zingiberaceae. Bases 1 to 636 code for a protein of 211 amino acids. The record is from RefSeq and is a predicted model, not a curated record.